AUGGGAGACCGAGGGACGCUGAGCCAGAAGCCGAGCCGGCGCCCCCAAGUGUCUGUCUUUGUCGGAGCCUUCCGCAGGGUAAGCACGGAGCCGCGAGCCGCCAACUCGUCCGCCGCCUUCGCCAACAUCGACGACGGCGGCGGCAUCGACCCCAGGGACUUUGCGCAGGGCUACACGGACGUGCAGACGCUGAUGCUGGCCGGCGUGUGCACGCUCAUCGUGCUGGUGUUCGCGCUGGGCGCCGGAUUCGCCGUCAGGAUCGCGUGGCGGAAGCUGCGGGAGCGCGCCGCCGACGGCUACACGGGGGUGGUACAUCGCGACGACAGCAGCGACCCCCUGCAGGGGGGCCCGGGGGGCUGCCGCGGCGCCGCCGCCUCCACACACUCCAGCGGCAACCUGCUCGCCGACGAGGUGCGGCUGCAGGACGGCGCCACCAAGACGACGACGACCACGUUCACGACCUCGGCGUCGCCCGAGCACGAGCCGGUGUUCGUGGUGGAGGUGACGCAGCCGCGCGGCUACUCGGCGCUGCCCGCCUGCGGCGACGCCGACGCCGGCGCCGACGCGGGCAACCCCGGCGCCUGCAGGCAGGCCGCCCCCGCCGCCAGUCAGCGCGCGCAGGUGGGCGUGGAGGCGUCUUCGUCUGGGCCUCUGGCCAACACGGGCCUGUCGCAAUCCGACCUGAGCGUGUCAUCGGCGGGCUCGGCCAACCCGAGCUACCGCUACGGCAACCAGACGGGCUACGACGGUGGACCGUUCGGCUACCCGCAGUACGCCGGAUACUGCGUCGAGGCGGCCGCCCCCGGCGCUGGCGCCGGCGCUGCGGGGGCGGUGGACGCGGCGGCCACUGAAGCGCCCUCCGCCUCCGCCUCGGCCACCGUCACGCCGGGCUCGGCGCGCAGGCCCGUCUUCUGGGGCGGCCAGGACUCGAUGCUGAACAGCGACCAGCAGUCGGAGCAGCUGCUGUCCGACAUCUUGCAGGAGGAGCUCCUGCAGGAGGAGCAGCGGCAGCUGGGCAACGGCAGCGACUCGGCGGGUCCGGGCCUCCACCGCAGCGGCAGCCUGCCGCCCCGAGUGCGGGCCGAGCCCGCCCAGGAGGAGAGUGGGGCGCAGCAGCCAGGCAACAGGCUGGAGCCCGUGGUGGAGGCCGCCGCCCCCCGGGCCGCCUACAGCCCCCGGAAGCGCGCGUCGCUGCCCGCCAUCUCGGCCGGCCUCUGCAGGCCGUCCCCGCGUCUCGAGGGCUUCAGGAACGACAUCUCGCCGCUGCGGGAGGUGGCCGACCAGAGUCCCGAGGCUGAACGGUGCACCAGCAGCAGGACUUUGCAAGGUGGCGUCAGUGAAAAGCCUUUCGAGAACAAGUCUUUCGUGUCAACAAAUCAAAUGGCGAGCUAACUUUGUAGCUCAGACACUGUACUAUGGCCACUAGAGACACGAGCAAUGGACUCUGAAAAUGGUGAACUAGGUUUCCCUCAAUACUGAUGGGAAACGAAACCGAUAAUUAAUGUGUUGUACAAGUAUUGAACCUCAUUAUAUCCCAUGAAAACGUGACAUGUAACCAAGCAACUGAUUGUAUCAGUUACUUCUUUCAGAAAAAGUAACCGAAUCAACGUAUAUAUAAUUCUGUGACAAACAAUAAAAAAAAUCUGUGCUUCAUCUGAGCUAAACAGUGCUACUUUUGUAACUACAUUUCUUACUUAAAAUUACAGGGAGACAGAAUGGAUGG
Messenger RNA from Schistocerca serialis cubense, 1723 nucleotides. RefSeq lists its product as uncharacterized. The record is from RefSeq and is a predicted model, not a curated record. Bases 1 to 1392 code for a protein of 463 amino acids. The transcript has 7 exons. Lineage: Eukaryota; Metazoa; Arthropoda; Insecta; Orthoptera; Acrididae.